AUGUUAUAUUUAAAUAAUUUGGUCUUUCAAAAAUCGGAACAAGUAAAAAAUCUGACCACAUGGGUGAAGACCCGCACUUCUGAAUGGGAAAAUAACUUCUCCAUCCCGCUACCACAUCCACCACGCCAGUUCUCGCAACGGAGCCCCCAAAUUGAUUCAACUGUCAAGAAAGUGGAGGCCAAACUCGCAGAUGGCGACAUUCGAGGAGCAAUUCGUCUUGCCUGCUCUGAUGACACCAUAGCCCCAAACGACGAUGACACUCUAAGCGUCCUCCGUGAGAAGCACCCGGUACACCCAGAGCCCACAAACUAUCCACAACCACUAGCGGAUGACUCCGUGAUUGAAGCAGUACACGUUCCUGAAGUAGCUAAGGCCGUAUCCACUUUCCCCCCAGGUUCGGCAGGAGGACUCGAUGGUUUGAGACCCCAAAUUCUAAAGGACCUACUCAGCUGCAAUCAGGGGGAGACAGGAGAACACCUCGCCCAAGCAAUCACAGAUUUCUUCAACCAUGUGAUUGCUGGAAAAGUCCCUGCAAAGCUGUGCCCAAUAUUAUACGGAGCAUCUCUCACGGCGCUGAGGAAGAAGACUGGGGGUAUCAGACCCAUCGCGGUGGGAAAUACGUGGCGCCGACUCGCCGCCAAGGUCAUCCUCGCUAAGAUUACCCCCCAACUUAUCGACCACUUUUCACCUCAUCAGUUAGGCGUUGGAAUAAAAGGUGGCGCUGAGACCGGUGCCCAUGCCGCCCGUGUAUACUACAACUACCCUCACCACACCCCCAAAGCAUUCCUUAAAAUUGAUUUUAGGAACGCAUUUAAUGAAGUGAGAAGAGACACUCUACUGCACACUGUUCGUGAUAAUUUUCCAUCAAUCUUCCCGUUCGUGUCCCAAUGCUACGCUAACCCGUCAUCACUUUUCUUCGGGACAACAUCUCUCCCUUCGCUUCUGGGUUGUCAUCAGGGCGACCCUUUGGGCCCUUCUCUGUUUUCUUUGGUCAUCCACCCCAUAAUCAAGACUUUGGACACAGAGCUAAACGCAUGGUAUCUCGACGACGGGACUAUCGCAGACACCCCGGAAACGGUACUAGCAGCCCUUGAGAAAGUUUCCAGAAUGGGUGAAGAAGUGGGGCUUUAUCUCAACCACAACAAGUAUGAGGUUGGAGUAUUGGGGGCGGACGACGACACCAUCACCCAGAUUUUUCAAGAAUUUCAAAAUUUUGCCCCAGGAAUCCAACUGAUAACUAGAGAAAAUGCAACAUUAUUAGGUUCUCCUCUUACCAACGAAGCCAUGGAGGCGGUUUUGGCUGCCAAAACGGAGCAAUUGGCAACUUUCUCCAAACGUCUCAAGAAAAUAUCUGCCCACUCAGCUUUCUUCCUCCUCCGAGCUUCUAUCUCCAUACCUCGUUUAAUAUACUUUCUCCGAUGCUCACCGUCGUGGAGAAAAAUGGAGGCCCUCGCUCUCUAUGACGCUACACUCAAGGACGCCCUGGAGGGGAUCCUUAACUGCUCACUCUCGGAGGCUGCAUGGAUGCAGUCCUCUCUACCCGUGAAAGAAGGUGGCCUUGGGGUCAGACAUGCUGAAGAUGUAGCGAUACCGUGCUUUCUUUCGUCAGUCUACAGCACCCAACCCCUAAUGGAACAAAUUCUUCCGGUUUACCUACAUGGUUCCGAUGCCGCCAUUGCGGAAGGAGAGGAACGAUGGACUUCUCUUGGCCCAACUAAUCUUCCUCCCAACACAGUGAGAGGAUUACAGACAGCAUGGGAGCGCCCCAUCAUCGACAUCACAGUGUCCCACUUAGUCGUCGCCGCAGCCACGUCUGAAGAUACGGCUCGCCUAUGUGCUCUUCGCGACAAAUAUGCAGGAAUAUGGCUCAACGCUCUCCCAUCUCCUCAAAUCGGCACCCUUCUCUCGAACGAGGCAUUUCGCAUCGCAAUUUCCCUCCGUUUAGGUUGCGAUGUUUGUCAACCCCACACUUGCCCGUGUGGAGCGCAAGUCAGUUCACGAGGAUAUCAUGGUUUAUCCUGCCGACGAAGUGCUGGUCGGUGGUCUCGCCACGCAGCCGCUAACGACGUAAUCGCGAGGGCGCUUCGAUCAGCUGAUGUUCCCUGCAUCCUUGAACCACCCGGAUGUUCACACCAAGACGGAAAGCAUCCAGACGGGAUGACUCUCGUUCCGUGGGCAAGAGGAAGAUCCCUUGUGUGGGAUUUUACCUGCGCUGACACCUUCGCACCUAGUUAUCUCCCCGAGACAGUCCGCCACCAAGGAGCAGCAGCAACAAAGGCAGAAGAUAGAAAGAAAAAAUUGUACGCCUUUCUCCUGGACCGAUUAAUCUUUAUGCCCGUUGCAAUUGAGACGACAGGUACAUGGGGUCAGGAGGGCUUAUCCUUCAUUAAAGAGAUUGGACAACGGAUCGCUACCGCGACUGGAGAACCACGCUCCACAACUUUUCUCCUCCAGCGACUCGGCAUUACAGUUCAACGUGGAAAUGUAGCUUCAAUCCUGGGGACACUUCCACCAGGAAAAAAGUUUAAUGAAGUUUAUUAUAUCUAA
Messenger RNA from Folsomia candida, 2547 nucleotides. RefSeq lists its product as uncharacterized. The record is from RefSeq and is a predicted model, not a curated record. Lineage: Eukaryota; Metazoa; Arthropoda; Collembola; Entomobryomorpha; Isotomidae. The transcript has a single exon. The coding region runs from base 1 to 2547 and encodes 848 amino acids.